This is a messenger RNA of Dreissena polymorpha, 979 nucleotides long. RefSeq names its product kielin/chordin-like protein. Gene Ontology annotation, biological process: negative regulation of BMP signaling pathway. Gene Ontology annotation, cellular component: AMPA glutamate receptor complex. The record is from RefSeq and is a predicted model, not a curated record. Lineage: Eukaryota; Metazoa; Mollusca; Bivalvia; Myida; Dreissenidae. Bases 71 to 781 code for a protein of 236 amino acids. The transcript is spliced from 4 exons.
AUUUCAUGUCUUAUUUAGCUAUAGUUUUACGUAAGAGCACUAGCUUCAUUGCUUUUGAAACGAUCGAAUCAUGGUUGGCAAAAUAAUAAUAGUCAUCAACGCUGUAAUAUUUUUCUCAAACUGUGAAGAAAUCGAGCAUCGCGCGCAUCUACUGCGCGUUCUAAGAAGCACCGUGUCGUCUGAUUCAACAGGGCAUGCGCAUGGUCAUAGCUGCGAUCACACCAACGGCGGGAGUCACUCGAACUGCCUACCAGAUGUGACAUCAACGACGGCGUGCGUUCCGUGCGUCGAGAACCAGGAGACGCACUGCUAUCCGAUUCCGUGUGACAUCAGAUGCGUGGACUCGGUGUCACUUCCGGGUUAUUGUUGCCCGCACUGCUACAAUGGCCACAACUGUCGCUAUAUGGGCGCUAUCAUACCGGAAGGCACGAACCUCACUCUGCCGGACGGGGGCGUGGUAAUCUGUCAUGCGGGUGGAGUAGGCGACAACGCGAACAUGACCUUUCUCCCACCCCCACCCACCACAACGGUCUGCUCAAAUCCUUGCACGUUUGAGGGCGCAGUUUUCUGUGUGCCGGUACCAUGCAUGGUGAAAUGCGUCGACGGCGUAAAACUGCCGGGAAACUGUUGCCACUCGUGUUUUAAUGGGAAUAACUGCAUGCACAACGGACACAUCAUACCGGAAGGAAGGAACAUAACAAUUCCAGGCGGAGAUGUCGCCUACUGUGAAACCGGCGGCAACCUUGGCGGAACAGUGAAAGUGUACCAACUGGUCGGAUAAAACAACGAUUAAUGGUCACUUCCAGUUCAAGAUGAUGUUUGGUCCAACUCAGUUUGCGUUCAUUCCGUUUUUACUUGUGCCUUUUAACUACUGCAACACUACUAUAUAGAAUGUUGAUGUUUACUAUUUGCUUAAUAAUCAAACUUAAAGACUUUAACCAGAAAUUUCAUAUUUUAAUAAACACAAUGUACAUAUUCA